Messenger RNA from Haliotis rubra (blacklip abalone), 1283 nucleotides. RefSeq names its product quinone oxidoreductase PIG3-like. Bases 108 to 1205 code for a protein of 365 amino acids. The record is from RefSeq and is a predicted model, not a curated record. The transcript is spliced from 8 exons. Gene Ontology annotation, molecular function: NADPH binding; quinone reductase (NADPH) activity; quinone binding. NCBI's taxonomy places the organism in Eukaryota, Metazoa, Mollusca, Gastropoda, Lepetellida, Haliotidae.
CUCCCUUCGUAAAGCAAACUCACCACGUUGCGCUUCAACUCGCAUGACUCUGCAGAAUAACAUUGAUUGACACACAAAUAGGUCGUCUUCCUACAGUGGACAGUCAUAUGGUGGAAGUUCACGUGGUGGUCCACAGAUUUGUUCUAUGUGUGUUGCUCUAUGCACACGCUAUCAACACUGCAACCGACAGGAUGAUGCGAGCAGCUCAGUUUGAGAAGGGUGGUCCCGAAAAUCUGUACGUUGCAGAGGUAGCCAGGCCUGCUCUCGGUGAGAGACAGGUUCUUAUCAAGGUGCAUGCCUCCGCCAUCAACAGAGCCGAUACAUUGCAGAGAAAGGGUCUGUACCCACCCCCUCCGGGCGAGAGUGACAUUUUGGGUCUAGAGGCCGCAGGGGUCGUGGAUUCUCUUGGACCAGGAUGUUCUGAGAAAUGGAAGAUCGGCGAUAGAGUUAUGUCCCUUUUGUCAGGGGGAGGUAACUCUGAGUACGUGGCCACUCCCGAGCAGCUCCUCAUGGCAAUACCGGAAGGGAUGGACUACAUUCAGGCCGCAGCGAUCCCUGAGGUUUGGCUGACUGCUUACCAGCUGCUGCACUUUGUGGGCAAGGUCCAGUCGGGGGAGACAGUGUUGAUUCACGGGGGAGCCAGUGGAGUGGGAACGGCUGCCGUACAGCUGGUAUCCCUGGCUGGUGCCAAGUCCAUAGUGACAGCAGGGUCAGAAGCCAAGAUCGCGACUGCCGUAUCCCUUGGGGCCUCACAGGGGUUCAACUACAAAGAGGGAGACUUCAGUCAGAAAGUUCGAGAUGCAACAAACGGCAAGGGAGUUGACGUCAUCCUUGACUGUGUGGGCGGGUCCUACUACGAACAGAACAUGAACGUCAUCGCCGUGGAUGGACGAUGGGUGCUGUAUGGGUUGAUGGGGGGAGGCAAUAUCAGCGGGGACGUGUUCGCAAAACUGCUGCGUAAGCGAGUGUCUGUUACAGGGACAACCCUCCGUGCUCGAUCUCUUGAGUACAAGACCAAGCUCGUUGGAAGCUUCAUGCAAGACGUGCUUCAUCAUUUCAUCUCAGGCAAGGUGAAGCCGAUUGUAUUCACAACAUUCCCACUGGAGAAGAUCGGAGAUGCCCACAAAAUGAUGGAGGAAAAUAAGAAUACAGGGAAAAUAGUCAUAGAGGUUAAUCAAGAUCGGGAUAAGAAAGAUGAACUGUGAUUAGUCCGAUAUAUGUAACGAUUAUUGUUUGCCACUGUAUUUACAUGUUCAGAAAAUAAUUAGCAUUGAUGUAGGAAA